Messenger RNA from Nothoprocta perdicaria, 9791 nucleotides. It is a transcript of the gene BOD1L1, whose product is annotated as biorientation of chromosomes in cell division 1 like 1. The transcript has 24 exons. Lineage: Eukaryota; Metazoa; Chordata; Aves; Tinamiformes; Tinamidae. The record is from RefSeq and is a predicted model, not a curated record. The coding region runs from base 140 to 8884 and encodes 2914 amino acids.
CUCCUAGCCUGCGUAUCAGAACUUGAGGCAGCGGGUUGACAACUUUGUCUCCAACCACUUGGCCACUCAUACCUGGAGUCCGCAUCUCAACAAGAACCAGCUGAGAAAUAACAUUAGGCAGCAGGUUCUCAAGUCUGGAAUGUUGGAAUCUGGAAUUGACAGAAUUAUUUCUCAGGUUGUGGACCCAAAGAUCAACCACACAUUCAGACCUCAGGUGGAGAAAGCUGUCCAUGAAUUUUUAGCUACCUUGAAUCACAAAGAGGAGGCAGGCCCCAGUACAGCUCCAAGUGAGGAGAAAGCAGAUGCUUCUAUUACAGUACAAGGUGUCUCUACUACCGCUCCUAGUGGCAAUGUAGCUAGUGAUGCGAUGUCCAUUUUGGAAACAAUAACUUCUCUUAACCAAGAAGCAAGUGCUGCCAGGGCUUCAACAGAGAGUUUAAAUUCCAAGACUAAUGACAAAGUUGCAAAAAGACUCUUGUCUCAGCACAGUGUUGAUGGUAGCACUGAGAGAGACCGAAGUGCAGAGGACUUGCCAGACAGAGAGAGAGCAAUUUGUGAUCCUUCUGGAGAAGGAGCUGAAGCGUUUGAAAAGUGUGAAGAUUUAAAUGAGCUUCCCUGUCAAAGUGAAGAAAUAAAAAAUGCAGCAAAAGAUUCUAAUAGUGUAACUUCUACAAGUAAGGAAAUUCAACAGGAAAAUGAAGAUCAAAAGAAUAAAUUGGUUGAUAAAUGUGACAGGAAGCCAGACAGUAUUGAGAAAGGAGAAAGAAGAAAAGAAAAGAAAGAAAAACUUGAGAAGAAGUCUGACUAUUCAAAGAAAAGUGAUGAUACUACAAAGCCAAAAGAGGAGAAGCAAGAGAGAGAGUCACUGAAACAGUUAGUUCCAGAAAAAAAUAGCAAUAAACAUAAAUCAGCUGAAAGCACAAAAGAAGACCAUACUUUGAUAGAUUCAGAUAUGGAUGUACUCAGUGACAUCACUGUCAGCUCUGUCCAUACCAGUGACCUUUCUUCCUUUGAAGAGGAGAGUGAUGAGGAAGAUGCAGUUUCUGAGAGUACUGAAGAAGGAGAGAUCACAUCAGAUGAUGAAGAGGAGAAAAUAAGUCAGAGCAAGACAAAGCCUCAGGCCAGCGAGCUGGGUGAUGGGAGAGCGAAGCCCGUCCGACACGCGUAUGUUCGCAAGCCGUUCUUGUACUCCAAGUACUUCAGUGACUCCGACGAUGAGCGAACUGUAGAGCAACGGCGUCAGUCCAUUGCCAAAGAAAAAGAAGAGAGACUACUAAGAAGACAAAUUAACAGGGAGAGACUUGAAGAAAAGCGUAAACAGAAAGCUGCAGAAAAAACGAAGUCGCUGAAAACUGGAAGUCAAAAUGCUAAAGGGAAAAGUGGCUUGAACUUAGAAGAACCUCCAGCAAGAAGCCUUGAAUCAAAAGCUACUGGUACCAGCAUUAAGGAUGUACUUAAAGAACAAAAAUUUUUAGAAAAAAAAGUAGCCCUAAGCAGGAAAAGAAAAAGAGAUUCAAGGCAUGUUGAAGAUAGCGGGAAAAAGAAAUAUGAGCCAUCUGAAGAUGAUUCUAAAGAUAUACAAAAGACAAAUGAGGCUUGUGAAAAGAAUUCUUUAAAAGAACUGAAGCAUAAUCAUGGAAAAAGUGAAAUAUCUAAACCUCUUAAAAGGCUUUCAGAGUCGGUGCAUUCAACUGAAGAAAACAAGAAUGAUUCUAAAGUGGAGAAAGAACAUAAAAGAAAAAUGUCCGUCACUCUUCAGGUUGAAGGAACCCAGCAUGAUAGUGAAAUAAGGGAUUCAAAAAAACAACUGGAAAAAGUAGAUGUUAAUACUGAAGAUUUACAGAAGCAAAAAUCUACAUUUAAGAAUGAAAAACAUCCCAAAAAGGAUAAUGAUACAGAAAUUCAACAUGUAAAAAAUGCUGCCAAAAAAGAAGCCAAGUCUUACAGAGAUAAAAAUGAAAAGGAGAGAACUGCUUCAGAAGAUAAACCUUCUCUAAAGCACAAAUAUAAAGGGGACAGUGUUCAUAAAUCAAACGAGGAUGUUGAACCCCAUUCCUCUGAGAGAGGCUUGAAAGGAGAGGAUGGUGCUCAGAAGCAUAAUCAGCAAAUAAAGGUUUCUUCAGAUGACAAAUCUGAAAGAAAAAACAAGCAUAGAAGUGAACGGAAAAUAUCAGUAUCUGAAAAAGAUGGGAAAAAUAUUUCUGAAUCUACUCCAAAAGCUGAAGAGUUACUGCGUAAAGAAAAUAAAAAAGACAAGCAUCUCACAACAGAAAAACCAAGAGCAGAAUACAAGUCCAAAAGGUCACUCAGUGAUUCCAGGCCACAAAAGGAUUCCACAAGUGCCUCAAAACAACCUGCUUCUGUGUCACACAGAAGGAGUGAAAGUUACUCAGAGGAUAAACAUGAAUUAGAAUCGCCUAACUCUGAUUGUAAUUUGAAACAAGAAGAUAAUGUUCACAAAGAUAGACGAAGAUCCAAGAGUCUCGUAGAAGACAAGUUUUUGUUGAAGUCUAAGUCAAAGAGUCAUAGUAGGCAAUCCAGGGCAAGUGAAACAGAUGUACAGGAAAACUCAACAAAGCAAGACACAGUUCAGAAAAUGGACAAAGAUAAGAGCCUCGAAGAGAAUGACUCAGAAAAACAACAUAAAGCAAAAACUGAAGAUAAGCAAUCUGAGGAAAGCGGUGGUGUGUUUGAGUUCGAGAGUGGUGUGCAGUCAACUCAGGGAUCACAAAAAGACUUUAGUCACAGAGUUAAGUUACAUUCAGGAGAAAGAGGAUCUGUAAAAGAGAAAUGCAGGAGUGAUAAAGAUUCAAGCAACUCCAAACUAGAAAGAAAGUUAUCUGAGAGUCACAAAAGCAGAAGUUUGAAGCAUAGUAACAAGGAAAUAAAGAAAAAGGAAGAUAAUAGCAAAUUAGAGGAUAAAAAUAUUAAAAAAACAGAUAGUAGUCAUGAAAAAAUGUUGGGCACUGUAAUGGCAAUGGAUAAGAAAUCCAGUAAAAAAAUAUCAUGUGAAAAUAGAAAAGUCAGUGUAUCAAACCAAGAUAUGCAAGCAGAAGAAAAGCAGUCAGUUGGCACAAUUAUCACCAGCCAUACUCCAGCCAUUCAAAAGUCAAGUACAAAUAGUGAUGCCUCCUCUUCUGCCCGUGAGGGAGAACUGAUGGAACUUGAUUUGGAACAAGCAAAAGUACAGGAAGUACCUAAAACUGAAGGAAAAAGGGCUCAGAAUUCACUCCAAGCUACAGCUGCUGAAAAUACUAAAGAAAAAGUCUCUGUUUCAAGUAAGAAAUUAAAAUACAGCUUGUCAGAUCCUGAUGCUUGUAAAUCUCAGCUUCUGGCUGCAGUUGAAAAAACUGUUAAACAAGAAAAUAUCCCUAAUAAAGACAUCAGUGCCUUAGACACUUCAUCCAAACAGACUUCCAUGGAUCAAGGGCCCAAUAAGCAAGGGGCUUACCAAAUGAGCAUUGUGUAUGAAACAAGUGGUAGAAUCUUACUCAAUGCUCCCAGCAAGGAUCAAGCUUCAGAAGACAGCAAGAAACCAAAGAAUUCAAAAACUGUGAUAAACCCUAAUGUAGAUAAUGAUCCUUUAGCUAUUAACUCUUCCAGACAAGAUGCUACUGAUGUGAAGUCCGUGGUUGUGGAUAGCUCAGAUUUUGCAGAUUCCUUGGGUGGUACAUUGAAAGAAGAAUGCCAUAAUUCAGAUAAGACUUCUCUAAAUAAAGAUGCUUUCAUUUUAAAGAAUGGUGCAGCACAGGCCGUGUACACAGAACAAGACAGUGCCUCAGUAAGUUCUUUUAUGAAAGACAAUGGCAACAGUGCUGUGAUGGACAGCAUACAAAAGGAUGGUGAGGUUCCCCUACCCAAUAAACAAGCAAUGAAAAACAAAGCUGACCUAUGUAUUCAAGAUUAUGGCAAUGCAACUAAGUUGGAGAGCUCUCAAAGGAGUGAAUCUAAAAUAAAAGAUGAAAGCUUGAUGACUGACAUACCUGAAGUGUGUGAAGAUGCAACAGCAAGAGAACUUGCCCUAGCAAACCUAGAAAGACAGGAAAGAGAAUGCUUGAAUACAGGCCCUUCUACAAAGGGAGAAGGAGGCAGGGUGAUAGAUAAUAUGAAAAGCAAUGAGGUGCAUGAUAUUGAUGAGACAAUACAGUCUUCCUCUGUGUUAGUAAGAGUUCCAGAAGAAAUGGACAAAGACUCUGUUAUAGCUGGUAGAGAAGAAGGGAGUGGCGUGACUGACAUGGAAGAUAAAAAUGAAAAUAGUGCUGUAGGUAGCAGUGCAGGAAGUGGUAAACUCAGUUUGUUGCACAGCAGCCUUCAAACAACUGUGCCCACUGUGAUAGGAACUAGCACAGAAACGAUUGAGAGCACAGGAAUAGCCACUAGCACAGGAGAAGGAAGAUCAGAAGGUGCACUGCAUUGUGAAAAGGAAAGUGAUGCUACCACCACUUGCUCAGAAGAGAGCGAGGUGACAUUAAUUUGCACAAGCAUAGAAGCUGAUGAAGGCUUCACAACCGACAUCUGGGUAAAAGGUAGCGAGGGAGGUGACUUCAUCUCAGGAGCAGAUGGUGAGUGUACUGUUGCAGCAGCUGAAGAAGGCAGGAGUGGUGUUGUCACCGCAGGAUUAGCAGAAAGUGAAGGCUUCCUAACUAGCACAAAAGAAGAACAUGAUGAGUAUAGCAUAGUUGAUGCAGAAGAAAGUAGUAAGGAUUCAGUCUAUGCAAGCGGGGUAGAGAUUGAAGACAGCGUGAAUAGCGCUGGAGUGGAAGAAAAAGAUGAUGCUGUAACUAGUGCAGGCUCUGAAGAAGAGCGAAAAACUUCAACUUCUGGAGAUGCUGGCAAACUUGAAAGUUCUGUAUCCUGCUUAGGCGAAGUAGAGAGCGAUGGUGCUGUAACCAGUGCGGGAACAGAAACAGGUGAAGGAUCCACAAGCAGUGACAAUGCAGGUGAAUUUAGUAGCAGUGUGGUAAGAGGUGGCCAAGUCAAAGAACAUGAAGGUACUGUGACUUGCACAGGGGCAGAAGAGAGAAGUCAUAACUUUGUAAUCUGUUCGGUGACUGGUACAGAUGCCCAAGGAGAAAGCACUGUAACAGGUGCGUGUAUUGAAAUGGACACAAACAACAGUGCCACAACUGGGUCUAGCGGUGACAAAUGUGAGGAUCCUGUAAAUGGUGAAAGUGCGGUGACAAGCACAGGCAUAACUCCAGAAGAUGAUGCGGAAGUUUCAGUAGUCUGCACAGGGCUAGAAGACAGUAGUGAAGGGUUUGUAGUUUGUUUGGAUGCUGAAAAAUGUGAAAGCCUGAUGGACAGUACAAGGGCAACGGAGGAAGCCAACGUCACUAUGGUCAGUGUAGGCCCUUGUGAUGAUGAGGACUUUGUGACUAGUACAGGCUCAAAAGAGGAGGAUGAAGAAGGUGAGGAUAUUGUCACCAGUACUGGAAGAGGAAAUGAAGAAAUUGAGCACGCUUCUACUUGUACAGGAAUGGAACAUGAGAAUGCAGUCCUUUGUAUAGGUGCAGAAGAAGGUGAAAGUUCCAUUAUCUGUAUAGUUGCUGAACAAAUGGAAGCCGAAUCAGGAGUGGCUGGCACAAAUAUAAAUAAGCUUAGUGUUGACAGCUUGACAGAUGUGGAGGAAGAAGGUAACCGUGGCACAAACUGCCAAAAUGCUAAAGGGAUUGUUGAAAGCAGUGUAACCAGUGCGAGUACUGCAGAGGGUGCCCUGACAGCACAUACAGGAGAACACGAACAUGUCCUGAUUCCAGCAGAUGCUGAGGAAUGUGAGGGUCCUAUGACUGGUGCUGCGACAGUGCAGGAUAAGGGUCAGUCUGGUACUGUAGAAGAGCUUGAGAAUGCCACAGUGUCCUUCGGCAACAGAGAACUUGAUGGCUCUAUAAGUAGUGCAGCUCCAAAGGAAGAUGAGAAUUCUCUUCCUGCUGACAAGGAAGAAGAAAAUAAAGGUGGUGAUAUCUCUACUAGCACAGUGGAAGAAAGUGAUGCUGCCUUACAUUCAGCUGUGGAUGCUGAGGAAGGUCCUCUGGCCAUAGCAAGGGCAAAUGAAAGUGGGGAAAGCUCUAUGGUCUUAAUAGACUCUGAAGACACGGAGGUGCCCAUGCCUAGUACAGCUACAGAAUUUAAAGAGAGUAUUCAUGCCUCUAGCAGUAAACAAGAAAAAGAUGAGUGCACUAUGAUUUCCACAAGUAUUGUGGAGGAAAUUGAGACUCCUAUGUCAAGUGCUGCUGUUGAAUAUGAUGGCCAGCUCCUCUCUGUGAGAUCAGAAGAAAUAAGUGAGAAUAGUAUGGUUUCUGUAGAUAUGGAAGUAUAUGAAGUUCCAAUGCCCAGUGCAGGAGGAGAUGAUGAAAGUCACCCAACUGCUAGUGGCAAAGAAGAAAAAGAUGAGUGUGCCAUGAUUUCCACGAGUGUUGUAGAACAAGUAAUCCUAAUGUCUGGCGAAGUUACAGACGAGGCAGGUCAAUGUGUCUCAGACACAGAGUCAAAAAGUGAAACUGUGGUGAUCUCUACAAGUACUGCAGAAUGUUUUGAAGCUCCAAUGUCUAGUGGAGAUGUGCAAGAUGAAAACAAACUCACUGCCUCGGAAGCAGAAGGAAGAUAUGAAGCUGCUAUGAUCACUACAAGUAUGGCAGAAGAAUGUGAGAUAGUCCUGAUUAGUGCAGCACCACAAGCUGAAAGUGAGCUCAUUGUGGCAGGAGGAGAUGACGAAGCCCUUCUCUCUCCAAAUGCAGCAGAGGAACAUAAGGUUGUGGAGACCAGUGAAACUGCAGAUGAACAGUUUGAACUAGCAGCUUUCAACGCAAAUGCAAAAAGCCAAAGUUCUGUGAUUUUUGUGGGAGAGUGUGGAGCUCCUGUGCUUAGAGUUGCUACCAACAGUGAAGAUCAACAUACUGCUUCAAGUGCAGGAGAAAAAGAGGAAGGGGCCGUGAUCACAGUAAGCACGAUGGAAGAAUGUGAUAGUCUCUUUACCUUUGCAGUCAUAGAAGAAGGUCAGCUUGCUGCUGAGAGUACAGAAGUAAAAGAAAAAAGUGAGGAUAUGUUUAAUCCUGCUAACCAGAUUGAAUGCGUCCUCUCAACUGCAAGUCUAGAAAAAAGUAAUAAUUCUUUGCUUGUCGUUAGUAGAGAGAACGAGACUUCUGAGAGUAUUGUGAGAGGAGAGUCAUUAGCCGCUCAAACCACAGUAGACAGUGAAAUCUCAGAAACAAAUGAAAAUUCGAUGAACCUUCUGAGUGUAGAUGAAGCUCUUUCUGUGGAGGUUAGUACAGAGACUGCUGCGAGUCCAAGCCCUUCCACCGAGGCAAAUAAGGAUGAUGAGGAAGCUGAAGGUGAUGUAUCCCAUGAGGAUGUUGCAUCAGAGCUCUCCUGUGUUGUUUCAGAUGCAGCAAUGGAGAACGAAGCUGUGAGGAAUAAAGACUAUCAAUUUAAUUCAGACUUGCUUUUAGAAAGUGACUUUUCUGAAACAAGGACUCCACAGCCUAAGACAGAGGCUCUUUCCUUAGCUUCUGCAAGUGCAGUUACUGUAAAUGCCAACCACAGUGAAGUGACUGUAGAAGCAGAAUUAAGGGAAAAAAGUGAUGCCCCUGUUUUGCAUGGAGAAGAGCUAUAUGAAAAUGGUGGCAAGAUGAACUUGGUGAAAAUAGAUGAUGUUGGGAUUGAAGUUACUUUCCAAAAAAGUAAAACAGUCCUUAAUUCAGGAAAUAAUGCAGCAUUACCAAACUUGGCAGAAGAAUUAGAACUUGAAACCAACUUGAGAACUGAAGAGUCACAACAGCCUGGAAGUCCAAGAAGUGAAGAAGUAUGUGUGGAUCUUCACGCUGAAGAGUUUCAAAAAGAUUUGCAGCAGAGGAGUGUUUCUCUGGACACAGAUACUGCAUGUGUGGGAAAGGUAGAUCAGAAGAUAACUGGAGAACAUAAAAGUAAAGAAAUGAAAUCUAAAUCUUCAGGAACAGUAGAUAAAGAAAAAUGCAACCAGCUGAUUGCCCAGGAUGCUAGAAAUGGUGAAGAACAAACUCAGGGUUCCAAAACAAAAGCUAAUAACAACAAGGAAGCUGUUGUGGGUGAUACUGCAGAAGUGACCGAAGAAAUUGAUGCGAAAUACACACCUCCUAAAAGUGAUGGGGAAGGGAAAGAUGAAGUCAUCAUCAAGCAGGAAAUGUCUGAAAAGGCAAAGCAGAAUCUAGAAUCAAAUGCAAGCUCUGUAGAGGAAAAUCAGCCUGUAGUAGUGAAACGGAAGAGAGGAAGGCCUCGUAAAUAUCCCCUUGAGGCUGUACCUGGUGGUGGGGAGUCAAAAGCUGAUAUGAGCACUGGGAAUCAGCAGUCUCCUGCCUUUACAGGUAGAGGAAAAAUUCCUCAGACAGGUAAAGAGUCUUCUAAUACAAAAGAAACAAAUGAAGAUGAAGCUGGGAAGACAGAGAUGGUUGUGCGCAAAAGGGGAAGAAAGCCUAAGCGUUCUCUGGCUCAGUUAGAGGAAACUGAAACACAGGAACCAGAAAGAAAACGUCGGAAACUAACAUCUGGUGAAGAGGAAGUAAAAGAGCAGGAGGAAGGUGAGGAAGAAGAUGGAGAGGAAGAUGAUGAAACAUGUUCUGGAGCCACAACUAGGUCAGCCACAAGAUUGGAGACUCAAAGAAAGCAGCCCAGCAAGCCAACCACACGUGCAGCCUCGAAAGGCAGCAGUCCAAAUUCACCUUCUCCUAGAAAACAACAGAAGUUAGCAGGAAAGAAAAGAUCCCCAAGUGAUACAAAAACGAAUAAAUCUCCUCCACUGACACAGUUAAAGAUGCAGUCUACUAAGCGUAAAGGGGAAGGCAGCCCGACAUUGGUACGCAGAAAAGGCCAGCAGAAAACAGAGGAGGCGCCAGUUAAGAAAGCAAAACGAUAAUUUCUACAAGCAAGUAUGAUCCAUGGAAAAGCUUAAAGAAAAAACAUCUGUGCUUCUAUUUUUUUUAAAGCAAAGGGAUUUGCACGUGCUUGUUUCAAAGCUCUAAGUUAAUAGAUGCAGUACCUUUAAGUUACAUUUUAAACAGCUUUAUAAACUAUUGUUUAUACAGAAUAUUAUGUACAUUUAUUUCAGAUGAAAAAUAAGUUUACUUUGUAUCUGAACGAAAAACAAAGUAGUUAUAUAUUUUAUCACUGACUUGGAAGUUGAGGUUUCCCGAUGUGACUCGCUAACGCAGAUGCUUCCAACCCACGAGGUACCCCUGGGCCUACUAAUACACUUUGUAUAUAAACUUGUAAAAAUAGGUUGUAUUUUACUCUGUGUAUGAAUCUAAUCAAUGAUGGACAUUUUAUUUAUUUUAUGGAAAGCAUUGGUCUGUAAACUUUAGUAUAUACCGUAGGUUUUUUUAAUUAUAUAUUUUACAUUCUAUGCAGAUGUCAGUAGGAAACUUCGCCUCUGCUCCUCCAGGGCCAUCUAAAACCUGAAGUUCUCUAAAAUAUGCUCAGACAGUUGGUAAAAUACUUUCUCGCAUGCAUUGAAGUAGGUUAGCAUAGUGGAAAGGAUUUGGCUCCUUUCUGUUCACAUUUGUGACAAAGUAUAAAAUAUAAAAUGUAAUUCUACUGAUUCUGAUUAUAUUUUCAUUUGUAAAUUUACUACCAGCCUGAAGAAAUAAGUAGUAUUAGGUUAGAUUUGCUUCCAGUCAGCUGACACAGCCUCAAAAUGAAACGAAUUGUUUUAUUUUGCAACUGAACACCUGUCCUUUCAGUAUUCACCUUUUUCAACAGAGGGACCCAUUGAAGUCAAAUGUCACUUCUAACUGUAGAGCUUCAGCAUUUUAUGUUACAUUUUA